AUGAGCAGGGCGGCGUACCAGACGGGAAUGAGGGCGAUACAGGGGAUCAAAGACCAGCUUCAGGCAUCCAAGAAGAAGUGCGACGUCUCGAGCACGACGUCCCGCAAGGAAGGUUCUCUGGCGAGGAAAUAUUCCGGUGCGGCAGGGACGACGGGGUCGUCGAAGGCUGACAGGGCAGCCGACAAGCGGAAGCACGAGGAGGAGUCGCUCCGUGCUCCGGCGACCGGGAAAUCCAAUUCAAUGGCAAUCGCCGAGGAGAAAACGGACGGCAAAGUGUGGGGACUCUUCAAGCUCCCCUUCCGGAACUCCCAGUCGGCGGCGUCCGCCUCCUCGAAUUUCUCUCACUACCAGCAGAAUUACGGCCAUGGGAACAGCAACGCUCAUCCUCAGGUAGAGGGAUCGGGUGCUCAGGGCGGAGCUGGAAGCUCGGUUUCCUCGGUGGCCAGAUCUCUGCUCCCCACGCGCCGUCGUCUGAAGCUCGAUCCUUCGAAUAAGCUAUAUUUCCCUUAUGAGCCUGGUAAGCAAGUCAGAAGUGCUAUUAAAAUAAAAAAUACGAGCAAAUCCCAUGUGGCUUUCAAGUUCCAAACAACUGCUCCUAAAAGCUGCUUUAUGCGUCCUCCCGGCGCUAUUCUUGCUCCUGGCGAGAGUAUAAUUGCAACUGUAUUCAAGUUUGUAGAGCCCCCAGAGAACAAUGAGAAGCCGAUGGACCAAAAAAGCCGUGAUAAGUUCAAAAUUAUGAGCUUGAAAGUAACUGGGCCAAUGGACUACAUACCUGAAAUGUUCGAUGACCAUAAGGAUCAAGUGGCUGUGGAGCAAAUACUUCGUGUAGUCUUUCUGGAUGUUGAGCAUCCAUGUCCUGCUCUGGAGAAACUAAAUCGACAGCUGGCGGAGGCUGAGGCUGAACUCGAGUCCCGCAAGAAGCCUCCGGAGGACACGGGCCCAAAGUUCAUCGGAGAAGGGCUCGUGAUUGAUGAAUGGAAAGAAAGACGAGAAAGAUACCUAGCUCGACAACAAGGGGAAAUGGUGGAUUCUGUAUGA
This is a messenger RNA of Striga hermonthica, 1038 nucleotides long. NCBI's taxonomy places the organism in Eukaryota, Viridiplantae, Streptophyta, Magnoliopsida, Lamiales, Orobanchaceae. The record is from the annotation of a GenBank genome assembly.